This is a messenger RNA of Strigops habroptila (Kakapo), 1131 nucleotides long. RefSeq names its product transmembrane protein 213 (gene TMEM213). The transcript has 3 exons. The coding region runs from base 201 to 521 and encodes 106 amino acids. Lineage: Eukaryota; Metazoa; Chordata; Aves; Psittaciformes; Psittacidae. The record is from RefSeq and is a predicted model, not a curated record.
UGUUCUGGUCAGAGCCCUUCUCUCUCCUCACCCGGCUGUGGCAGGAAAGUUCAAGGUGUCCUGGCAGCAGGAAGCUCCUUUGCUCCACCCUCUGCCCUGCACCCUGGCUCUCUGAGCCUGCUGAGGACCUGCUGAACCAGAGCUGCCAGCCACAGCAGCCUGACCUGUGCAGCUGCUCGGGUGGGAGCUGGACCCCCGGCAUGAAGCACCUCUCCUGCGAGCCCUUGGCAGCCAUCACUGUGCUCUUCUGCACCACCGUGCUCUGGUAUUCCUGCUUGGCAGCAGCUCAAGAGGUCUCCAAUGUUUCAACAACCUCCAUGCCCACAACUGAGUACGAAGCACCAUGCCUUAACGUGAACUUCUGCACGAAAGCAGCCAUGUGCUGCUCGACGGGCAUGGACGAUUAUGGAUGGAUUGCAGCGGCUGUUGGCUGGAGCCUCUGGUUUCUGACCCUCAUCCUGCUCUGUGUGGACAAGGUCUUGAAACUCCAGCCUGACGAACCCAAAUAUUUGGUGGCCUGAAGCCAGGCAAGCCAGCAAGCAGCAGCACUGGGAGCAUUGAGGUGCAGACAGACUGACAAAGCAUUUCACAGUCACUUCCUAAGAAACAAAAAAGAAAGGGAAUGUACCUGCAGACAAAUCAAGCCACAUCUAAGCAGGGCACCUACUGGGGCUUCAUCCUCCCUGGCAGGUCAGAGCUGCUGGCCAAGGUGUGGAGCCCACAUAUCCCUGCAAGCCACCACGUACAUCCCACAGUGCGCAGAAAACCUUUUCCCCAAGACCUUUCAUGCUGGCUGUGAGUGUGCCAGCCAUAAUGAGACACUGAAGGACCAGUUACCAGUCUAUAGCAUGUUGCCUUAAGACAACCCAGUACAUAACCUUUGGCUUUGAAACAGAAAGUGGGCAAAUAAAGCUAUUUUCUGGAGGAUCGGUUUUACAAGAUCUGUUACUAAGCUACAGACCAGGUUACUACAUCAGUAAGUGGAUGUAAGUCAUUGAUUAUACCGAGUCCUUCUCACUCACUGACCUGCCCUAUUUUAAAGUCUAUUAACUGAUACCAGUGAAAGCUCUGUUCUGGAAACUUAAGGAUUGUUUGGGCUGUUUUGAAAUUAAAAUUGGUUUUUCCAAUGCA